AAAGAAAAAAAGGAUUAUCAUAUUUCGGAAGUUUGCUAUUUAAACAGUUACUGUACUUCAAAUUUACUAAGCCUGAUCCCAUCAUCCAUGGCACCUUCAACAGCUAGAAUGUGCAGGAAUUUUUCAGGGUUUCUUCUUCUAUGGAUAUUGAGUCUGCAAACCACCACAAGCACAGCAGAUUCUUAUGGGUAUUGGCCUGGCAAGGAACACAACCCAACACAAAACUGGCUAAACCAUGGAGGAGAUAUAUACAACAGAAGAUAUGCAGACAAAGAAACCAAGAUCAGCCCACAAACAGUUUCCAAGCUAAAAUUGAAAUGGGAAUUCUAUGCAGGAAAAGAUAUUUCAGCAACACCAGCAAUUUUCAAUGGUACCCUUUAUUUCCCUAGUUGGAAUGGUUACCUGUAUGCAGUUAAAGCAUCAGAUGGAUCUCUGAUUUGGAAAAAGAACUUGCAGAAGUUAACAGGCCUUAAGGGUGCAGUUUCUAAUAAUAGCAUAGUUUCAAGAUCUACUCCAACAAUAGCAGAUGAUGAUCUUCUUCUUGUUGGAAUUUAUAGCCCUGGUUUUAUUAUUGCUGUGAAGAGAUCAACUGGGAAGCUUGUGUGGUCAACCCAGCUUGAAACUCACCCUGCAAGUCUUAUUACUAUGUCUGGGACUUAUUACAAGGAGGCAUUUUAUGUUGGUACUUCUUCACUAGAAGAAGUUCUAAGCAUUAAGCAAUGCUGCACCUUCAGAGGAAGCUUCCUAAAAGUAGAAGCAAGAACUGGGAGGAUCCUGUGGAAGACGUACAUGUUGCCAGAAAACCACGGCAAGCGUGGAGAAUAUGCUGGAGCAGCUGUAUGGGGAAGCAGCCCAUCCAUCGAUAUUUCCAGGAACCAUGUUUAUAUAGCAACAGGGAAUCUCUACUCAGCCCCUCCUCGUGUCCGUCAAUGCCAGGAAAAAGAGAAUAAUCAAACCAGACCCAGCAGUCCUGAUAAAUGUAUUGAGCCUGAUAACCAUGAGAACUCAAUCAUGGCACUUGAUCUUGACUCUGGCAAAAUCAAGUGGUAUAAGCAGCUUGGAGGAUAUGACGUUUGGUUUAUGGCUUGUAACAAUCUUUCAACUCCUAAUUGCCCCCCUGGUCCAAACCCAGAUGCAGAUUUUUCUGAAGAACCUAUGAUGUUGAGUAUAUAUGUGGAUGGAACUAAGCGAGAUAUAGUUGCUGCUGUUCAGAAAAGUGGUUUUGCUUGGGCACUGGAUCGUAGUAUGGGAGACCUCAUUUGGUCAACGGAAGCUGGCCCUGGAGGUAUAGCUGGAGGAGGAUACUGGGGGGCAGCAACUGAUGAAAAGAGAGUUUACACCAACAUAGCAAACUCUGGAAGAAAAAUCUUCAUUCUGAAUCCAUCAAAAGCGAAGACAAGAGCUGGAGGAUGGGUGGCAAUGAAUGCUAACAAUGGUGAAAUCCUAUGGUCAACAGGUGAUCCAAGCAAUGGCACAGCUAGCGGCCCAGUAACCAUAGCUAAUGGUGUCUUGUUUGGUGGUUCGACAUCAGAUCGUGGACCAUUAUAUGCAAUAAAUGCAAGAACUGGUAGAAUCCUUUGGUCACAUGAAACUGGAGCUUCAAUAGAUGGGGGCGUGUCUGUGAGUGAUGGCUGUGUUUAUGUUGGCAGUGGAUAUAGAGCAUUUGUUGCUGGGACUUCGCUCUUUGCCUUCUGCAUUUCUUGAUAUUUGCAUAAUUAAGUUCAUCCACCCAUCAUUGCUUAUACCCAAAUUCAAAAACCAGUAAUAUGGCUGUGAAUCAAAAUACUUAAGAUAUUGUCUAUAUAUUAUCCACACUCAAAACAUUUUCAAAACAAGUAAUAUGAUUAUGAAUAAAAAUCUUAAGAUGUUUAUGUAU
Messenger RNA from Manihot esculenta (cassava), 1876 nucleotides. Its product is annotated as polyvinylalcohol dehydrogenase. Lineage: Eukaryota; Viridiplantae; Streptophyta; Magnoliopsida; Malpighiales; Euphorbiaceae. The transcript is spliced from 4 exons. Bases 88 to 1704 code for a protein of 538 amino acids. The record is from RefSeq and is a predicted model, not a curated record.